Molecule: messenger RNA, 1311 nt
Organism: Dichotomopilus funicola
Lineage: Eukaryota; Fungi; Ascomycota; Sordariomycetes; Sordariales; Chaetomiaceae
Product: endoplasmic reticulum vesicle transporter-domain-containing protein
Exons: 4
Coding region: 1-1311 (436 amino acids)
Biological process (GO): retrograde vesicle-mediated transport, Golgi to endoplasmic reticulum; endoplasmic reticulum to Golgi vesicle-mediated transport
Cellular component (GO): endoplasmic reticulum; COPII-coated ER to Golgi transport vesicle; endoplasmic reticulum membrane
Source: RefSeq, a predicted model, not a curated record
AUGGCGACCAGGUCGAGAUUUACAAGGCUAGAUGCCUUCACGAAGACAGUGGAGGAUGCGCGCAUCAGGACAACAUCAGGUGGUGUUGUGACCAUCGUGUCGCUGAUCGUGGUGUUCUUCCUUGCAUGGGGCGAGUGGGCGGACUACCGCAGGAUAGAGGUGCACCCAGAGUUGAUUGUGGACAAGAGCAGAGGCGAGCGCAUGGAAAUCCACCUCAACAUCACUUUCCCCCGAAUCCCCUGCGAGCUGCUUACGCUCGAUGUGAUGGAUGUCUCCGGUGAGCAACAACAUGGCGUGCAUCAUGGUGUGAGCAAGACAAGGCUUCGACCAUUGAGUGAAGGCGGGGGAGACAUCGACUCCAAGGCAAUCACUCUACACGACGCGACAGAGGCUGCUAUCCAUCUCAGCCCAGACUACUGCGGGCCGUGCUAUGGCGCCGCACCACCCGGAAAUGCACAAAAGGCCGGAUGCUGUAACACGUGCGAUGAAGUCAAGGAGGCUUACGCUCAAGCCGCCUGGGCCUUCGGCAGGGGCGAAGGCAUUGAGCAGUGUGAGCGCGAACACUAUAGCGAGAAGCUGGAUGAGCAGCGCAAUGAAGGGUGCCGCAUUGAAGGUGCACUCCGUGUCAACAAGGUUGUCGGCAACUUCCAUAUCGCUCCUGGGCGCAGUUUCAGCAAGGGCAACAUGCAUGUGCAUGACCUCAACAAUUACUGGAACACACCCACCAAGCACACCUUCACACACACCAUCCAUCAAUUGCGUUUCGGCCCGCAGUUACCUGAUAGCUUGAGCCAGAAGCUAGGCUCCAAGAACCUGCCAUGGACGAACCACCACCUCAACCCACUCGACGGCACAAACCAGCAGACGGACGACGUCAACUACAACUUCAUGUACUUCCUGAAGAUCGUCCCCACUUCGUACCUACCGCUAGGUUGGGAGAAGUCUUGGUCCGGCUUCCGCGACCGGCACUCGGCUGAGCUCGGCGCGUUUGGCGCUUCGCCCGACGGCAGCGUUGAGACUCACCAGUACUCCGUCACUAGCCACAAACGUAGCCUGACGGGUGGCGACGACUCGGCCGAGGGCCAUAAGGAGCGUUUGCACUCCCGCGGUGGCAUCCCAGGCGUUUUCUUCUCAUAUGAUAUCUCGCCCAUGAAGGUUAUUAACAGGGAGGAGAAGGCCAAGAGCUUCCUUGGUUUCCUCGCCGGCCUGUGCGCCAUCGUCGGCGGCACUCUCACUGUGGCGGCGGCCAUCGACCGUGCGUUGUUCGAGGGAGGCGUUAGGUUGAAGAAGAUGAGAUCGAAGGACCUUUGA